This is a messenger RNA of Toxotes jaculatrix (banded archerfish), 1864 nucleotides long. RefSeq lists its product as uncharacterized. Gene Ontology annotation, molecular function: cysteine-type endopeptidase activity. The transcript is spliced from 11 exons. The record is from RefSeq and is a predicted model, not a curated record. Lineage: Eukaryota; Metazoa; Chordata; Actinopteri; Toxotidae. Gene Ontology annotation, biological process: immune response. The coding region runs from base 137 to 1783 and encodes 548 amino acids. Gene Ontology annotation, cellular component: lysosome.
GUCAAUUACUUUGUAUUUGCUGUAAGUUAUUUAAUAACUGUUUUGGAAGAGCUGUAGGUUGCAGAGUCAUGUGUAUUUGUUUGAGCGUGGUCUGACUGCAUUUCUCUCCUGAUUUUCUGAGCUCAAAGCAGAAGUAAUGCGGCGCUGGUACAUUGCAGCUGUUCUUCUGUGGGCUGUCACAGAGGGAAAAGUUGUCCCUUCCCCUCCAGAUUUUGGAAACAGCUAUCAUGUCAAAGGAAUGAUCUCUCUGCCCUACGCUGAGAUCAAGGAGCCAUUUGAGGCCUGGUUAGACCUCACAGCACAGUCAAGCCGGAUAGACUACUACCAUGGCCAAGUGUCGACAUACCAGCUUGGGGCAGAGCAGCAGUGGGGCGUUGCCUAUAAAAUCACGCCUGAGACCACAGAGCUGGAACAGAACGUGAUGAAGUGCUUUCAGAUCAACGGAACAAAGAAUGAAACAGUCACACCGCAGACAUCGCUGCCUGAUGUGCAAGGCUUCCAGUUCCUGAGGAUGGAGUACUAUGGAGGUUCCCUGUGUGAAGUCUGGCAGAAUGUGACGACUGUUGGGUACAAGAAGAACACGUACACACUGUGGGUGACCCAUUCUGAGAAAGGUGUGGGUGGCAAAGAGCCCGUCACACCCCUCCACUAUGAGAUGAUGGGAUACAACACACUGCUGGGGUCCCACUAUGACAAAUACUUGGUGGACUACAAAGAGUUCAGCACUCAUGUGGACCCUAAAGUCUUCUCCCUGCCGGAAGGGAUGAGCUGUGGGGGAUUUCCUGGUCCAGGAGUGGAGCAUCACAUGUUGGCCAAUCCAAUGAAAGAUCUCAUCCACACGUCAGCUUCAGGCCACUCACAGCGCAUGUUCAGCCAUUUCAAGGAGAAGUUUCAGCGUCAGUACAGCGAUGAAAGAGAACAUGAGAAGAGGGAGCACGCUUUUGUUCAUAACCUCCGGUAUGUCCACUCCAAGAACAGAGCAGGGCUGCCUUUCUCUCUGGCUCUGAACUCUCUGUCAGAUCGCACCACGUCAGAGCUAGCCACAAUGAGGGGAAGGAGACGAGGAAAGACUCCAAACAGAGGGCUUCUCUUCCCCUCCAAGAUUUAUGAAGGGGUGAAAGUACCCGAUUUACUUGACUGGAGGCUUUACGGGGCUGUGACUCCAGUGAAGGACCAAGCCAUCUGUGGCUCCUGCUGGAGCUUUGCCACCACUGGAGCAGUAGAGGGCGCUCUCUUCCUAAAGACGGGCUCCCUGCAGGUGUUGUCUCAGCAGAUGCUGGUGGACUGUUCCUGGGGUUUUGGCAAUAACGGCUGUGACGGCGGGGAAGAGUGGAGAGCGUACGAGUGGAUCAUGAAACAUGGAGGCAUCGCCACAACAGAAACCUACGGAGCCUAUAUGGGAAUGAAUGGAUUUUGCCACGUGAACUCGUCCCAGCUUACCGCACAUAUCCAGAGCUACACCAAUGUCACAUCAGGAGAUGCAGAGGCCCUUAAGCUGGCGCUCUAUAAAAACGGGCCUGUGGCUGUUAGUAUUGAUGCAUCGCAUCGAUCAUUUGUUUUCUACAGCCAUGGCGUCUACUACGAACCUGCCUGUGGUAACACCACUGAUGAUUUGGACCACGCUGUGCUUGCAGUGGGUUAUGGGACCCUGGACGGUGAGCCUUACUGGUUAAUAAAGAACUCAUGGUCCACCUACUGGGGCAAUGACGGCUACAUUCUCAUGUCUAUGAAGGACAACAACUGUGGCGUCACCACUGACGCUACAUAUGUAACACUGGCAUAGAUGUUCUCGUGUCCUCUCUCUGUAUAAAUCUCUCUGUAAAAGCCACUAUGUGAGUGCCUGAGGAUGAACAACACCUAAUUU